Fusarium verticillioides 7600 is the source of this 1569-nucleotide messenger RNA. RefSeq lists its product as hypothetical. The record is from RefSeq and is a predicted model, not a curated record. NCBI's taxonomy places the organism in Eukaryota, Fungi, Ascomycota, Sordariomycetes, Hypocreales, Nectriaceae. The transcript is spliced from 3 exons. Bases 506 to 1291 code for a protein of 261 amino acids.
GUUCACUACCAUUCAGAGGUAUUUAGUUAAUAUCUCAGGGCCUUCAGGUUGUGUUGGUAUUCGCAAUCACUUACGACGCCAUGCCCAAGCACACAACACAUAGCAUGGAGAAUUAGUUGUUGCCUGCUGGCCUAGUAGCCUAGGUAAUGCUUUUUAUAGGUAGAUCGGUUCAUUUAGUAGUGCAUGACUACUGCCUUCAGUCUACCUGUGUGUCAACAGCCCGACCCUACCAGUAUUUGGUCAGGGAGCUGUCACUCGUGCAGGUCAAGGCUUCUACCUCAGUUCCAACCACAAGUUGGGCGGUUUCUUCUCAGCAAAGCCCCACUUCGUUGCGUCAGGCCGAGUACCUAAGUAAGUGGAGGACAUGGUAAACGGUGGAGAUAAACUGAAAAAAGAGUGCAGUAAAAAGCUGUCGCCCUGGGACUUAUAGAAAUUCUCAUCCGCACCUUGUUGUGUCUCUCACUACCAGUUUACACCCACCCAGCCACUCUCUUUUCAUACAGAGAUGGCUCUCUGCAAAGUUUGUGAAGAGACGUUGGUGCUGCGUCUUGAUCCUGAGGAGGAUAUAGACGACGAGCGCGGGGCAACAGGCCCCAGCACUUCAGAUUCAUCUGUGCCCGAUGAUCUUGAGCUCCCCUGUGGUUGUCACUUUCACUGGCAAUGCUUGCUUGAUCAGUCUUCAGAUGUAGCCCUGUCGCUCAAGUGUCCCAGCUGCACCGCAUACCUUCCUGUCAACGAAGGGGGCCCUUCGGUGACAAACACUUUCCUCUCAACCCCCCCGGGCACCGCAAUAUUCACAAGAUAUACGAAUGAGGGCGGCAUUCAGGAAAACCUGGAUAUUCUUCCGUCCAUCACUGAAGAAGCAUAUCUUGAGAGUAACCCCGAGGCGCGCCCAGCUCGCGCGCUCCAUGUCAUGUGCGCGGAGGGUGAUGUUGGCGGCGUUGUUGAACUUCUCCGAGACGCUGGUAAUAGUAUUGGAGAGCUCACAGCCUUUGUAACCUACCAGGACCCUUUGGGAGACAUGAAGAAUGGGUUGCACCUUGCGAUCGAAAACUCACAGGAGGAAUCGCUAUGGCUGUUGCUUUGGCUUUGUUCCACGAUCCCGGACUCUUCUUUUCCGGAGUAUGCUCGCUCUGUGGCUGAGGCGACAGGUGUUGGCCGCCUGUCGGUGAAUAGAGAAAGGGACAUUCGUGGGUUGCGAGACAGCCAAGGUAGGACAGCUGCAGACCUUGCCCAACAGCGACAGGAACAAUGGGGGCAUAUUCUUCAGACAGGUUUAUUAUCGCUGUAGAGUCAGCAGGCACUUCUGUUAAUGGCGUUCAAAAGCGGCUGUACGACUAUUGCUGCAAUCAAACAAUAUGGUUUAUGAAGUUUAAAAAUAUAUAAGGCCGCAUCCCUAAUUCUGUGCUUCAUCUUCAAGAUGCUUUUCGGGAUGAAGCCCGGGGGCUGUUAUAGAGUCCUAUAAGCACCUAGGCACCUAGUGGCUUGUGGAAGCUCCUCCGACCUCUCAGUAUUCGUUUGCCGACGAGUUCCAGAGAAUUCGGUUGAGAAGGGAGACUUGAAGAAAGA